GAUAAUGUGAAGAGCGCAGAGUGCUGCUGUUACUACUUUUGGUGUUUAUGUUCACUGCCUUGGCGACGCGUGCAGCUGUGCGUGAUUAUUAGAGGUUCAGAUGUCUAGAUGUGCUUAGAAUGAUAUGGUGAUUAUGGGUGUUGCCUCAACCAGGAAAUGUAGAAAGGAUGUCAAAGGUGAAAAUAACAGUUUCCGUCGCCCCAUUCACGUUGCACAUUCAGUGAAUGAAACUGAUGUGCAUGACCCGGUAUCCAAGGUUAACGGGUUGACUGCAAGUGAACUCAAGCAAGCCGGCCAGUAUUAAGACUGAUAGGAGGUAUCAGCGUGGGAGAUGCCGCCGCGAUAACGUUAAAUCAAAUAGUUUUGUUGAUACUGUAUACCAGAGGGUUUCAGAAUGGCGGCUCGCCUCAGCAAAGGAAGUUCUGUCAGCGACGAAGAGUUCUACGACAGCGUUGACUUCAUUCCGGAGACUCACACACGAACCGAAACGCACGGGCCAAGGGACGUUGUCGACGACCUGGAUAACGCGGUGUUCCUGGAAGGGGAAGGGGCGAGCACAGAGAAGGGGGCUGAAGAGGUCGUGGACUGCGCCAUGCACCCCGCGGCCGACGCAGGUAGGGUCGCCACGGAAAACGACGGGUUGGAAGCUGGCAAGGCAGUAGGGCAACCAGAGUACACAAAUCUGGCGGCACUAGAAACGAAGAACAAUAAUAAGAAUAAAGAUAUAAAAGAAAAGAAGAAAAAGAAGAAAGGGAACGCUCAAGACAGGGCGAAUAAAUUAAAUAACAAUGCGAAAGAAAACUCGGCUGCUUCCGAAACCUUAGCCUCGGCUUCAGCUUCGGACCCAACUUCACAUCCUCCAUCGAAGAAAAUGACCAAGAAAAACUCGAUGCUGAAAUGGUCGGCGGCGGCGCGGGAGGUCAUAAACACCGCGAUGUCACAGGACGACGCUGACCACAACAGGAGAUCGUCGAGCGGGUCGAGCACAUCAAGCGUGGAGAGGAAGAUAUCUGGCUCGGCCAUCCUCGAGGACAUCGCGCAGGGUAACUUGGCAAGUUGGGACGCCGAGACUUGCGUGGCACUUCUGCGCAUGCCCACCGUGUCCAACUACUCCGGCCUCAAGAAGCUCAUGGAAGUGGCGGGCGAGGACUGGCUGGAGGACUUCCUCAACCUGGACGGCCUCGGUGUCCUGUUCGAGUCCCUGGAGAGGCUUAGCGACCGCGGGUUCAGCUCCAUCGCCGACGCCAUCCUCCAGCUAGAGUGCGUGCUGUGCGUUAAGACUGUGAUGAACUCCACCUCGGGCCUCGAGUACAUUAUCAACAACGACGACUACACCAGGAAGCUCGCCAAGUCGCUGGACUCUAGAAAUAUGCUAGUUAAGAAACAAGUGUUCGAACUGCUCUCCGCGCUCUCCGUCUACAGCGAGAAAGGACACGCACUUGCUCUCGACGCCCUAAACAACUAUAAGGUGUUCAAGAACCAGCGCUACAGAUUCCGACUGGUGGUGGAGGAGCUGGCAAGUGCUGAGGUGAUGGACUACCAGGCGACGCUCCUCGCCUUCGUCAAUUGCAUCGUGUUGGGCGUCGGCAGCCUACAGGGCCGUGUUGCCAUCAGGAACGAGUUCAUCGGCCUGGACUUCCUGAAGGUCCUAGAAGACAUCAAGCGAAUAGACGACGAGCAGCUGAGCAUCCAGGUGGCGGCCUUCGAGGACAACCACCUUGAGGACCUCGAGCUGCUCUACGGCCCUGAAGGCCAGCUCAGCCUCAACCACCACGACGCAUUCAACAACCUCUUCACCAAGGUCCGCGACUCGCCACACUCGCUACACUUGCUCUCCCUCCUUCACAACCUCCUGCAGCUGGACCCGGAGGAUGAAAGCAGCGAUGCUGUCUGGGCACUGCUGGACCGCGUUGGCGUUCGGGCAGUGGAUGGCACCCUGACGCCUACAUGGGCGGAGAGUGUGGCACCUUCCCACGACUUCACCAGAAGUGUUGGCACCCAAACCAUCAAACGGCGCCUUUUUCGAUCUGGGGACGACAAGAACGUUCCAGAAGGAUUUGAGGAGCGCCCUUUCCCGUCCUCCAGCCUCCCGCCCGCGCCCGACCAUCCGCCGCCCGCACCCCCGUCGGCAUGCACGGCCACAGAUGGCUCUCCCAAGUCAGUGGAGCCCACUGACGCCCCCUGCAUAGAGUCCCUAAGUGAGAGGAGAGACGUGGAGACGGUGGAGGCCAACAGAGAGUCAAACCGAGCACCUCCUGCUCCUCCUCCGCCGCCUCCCCCACCACUUCCUUCUGGCAUUGGGGGUCUUCCGUCUCCUCCUCCCCCUCCUCCUCCUCCUCCACCACUUCCAGGCUUUGGCGGCCCUCCGCCACCUCCACCUCUCCCAGGCUUUGGCGGCCCUCCACCUCCUCCACCUCUCCCAGGCUUUGGAGUCCCUCCACCUCCUCCUCUCCCAGGCUUUGGCGGCCCUCCACCUCCUCCACCUCUCCCAGGCUUUGGCGGCCCUCCGCCUCCUCCACCUCUCCCAGGCUUUGGCGGCCCUCCGCCUCCUCCACCUUUCCCUGGGAUGGGUGGUCCACCACCUCCGCCACCUCUCCCUGGUAUGGGUGGUCCACCACCUCCUCCACCUCUCCCUGGGAUGGGUGGUCCACCACCUCCGCCACCUCUCCCUGGUAUGGGAGGUCCACCACCUCCUCCACCUCCCCCUGGGAUGGGUGGCCCUCCCCCUCCUCCUCUGCCAGGCGCUGGUCACCCAGCCCUCAUCACGGCGACGUCACUGCCAAGGUAUUAUUCAGCGGCGCGGACCACGCCCUCUUUCUACAACACGCUGCCGCGUCCCACGCAGAAGAUGAAGCACCUCAACUGGGCCAAGGUGAACGGCAACGUGCUAAACAAUUCCAUGUGGCAGGACGUCCACAAGGACCUCCAGGCGUCGCCGCCGAAAGCGCUCAAUUUCUCUCAGAUCGAAGAACUCUUCUGCCAGGCGUCGAAGACUCCAGUUCAGAAGACCGAGAAGAAGAAAUCGACGGAGAUCACUUUACUAGACCCGAAGAGGUCUCUCAACGUGAACAUCUUCAUGAAGCAGUUCAAGCAGUCUCACGCCGAGGUUGCGGCGCUCAUCCGGGACUGCAAGAGUACGGACAUCGGGACGGAAAGACUGCGAGGAUUCUUGAGAAUUCUGCCGGAGGACGAGGAGGUUAGCAUGAUCAAAGAUUUUAAUGGGGACGUAGAGAAGCUUGGCAAUGCAGAGCGCUUCUACUGGGAGUUGAUCAAAGUACCUCACUACCAGGUGCGCCUUCAGGGAAUGAUCCAGAUGGAGGAAGUGAAGCCGGCAGUGGACGAACUGAAGCCUCAGAUCUCGAUGAUAUUGAAGGUCUCAGAUCAGGUUUUGAACAGCGAGAGCAUCAAAGAAUUCUUUGCUUAUAUCCUCACUGUCGGCAACUUCAUUAACAUGGGCAGCUACGCGGGCAACGCUCUUGGCUUCCGUCUCAACACCGUGUCCAAGCUGUGGGAGACGCGAGGCAACCGACCCGGUAUGACGCUGAUGCAUUACCUGGUCCAGUCCGCCCAGGACGAAGACCUAGAGAUUCUGGACUUUACCGAGACGUUGGGCGACCUCAGUAAGGUUGCUAGAUUGUCCGUGGACGGCCUAACGGGGGAGGUAACGACGCUGCGAGGAGACUACACACACCUCUGCAAAAGCCUCGAGAACGCGCCGGACGAUGUCAAGGACCGUUUCAAAGACUUUGUAGCCACUUCUGACGGAUUGCUGAAGGAUCUCGAGCAAAGUCUGAAGGAAGUGGAGCGCUCGCGAGUGAAGCUGGCGCAGUACUUCUGUGAAGACGAGUCUAAGUUCAAGAUCGGGGAGUGCAUUGGCAUCUUCAACACCCUUUGCCUGAAAAUAGCAGAUGCAAGAAAGGACAACGAGGCGAGGAAGAAGCGAGAGGAGCGGAAGCGACGCAUGGAGGCCGAGCGGAAGCGCGUGGAGGAGGAGCGGGCCAAGGCGGAGGCGGCGGGCGUCACCCUCAGGAAGAAGGGCGCGCCUCUACCGCCCCCCUCCGACUCAGGCGGAUGUGUAAUCGACCGCCUGCUGGCAGACAUUAGGAAGGGAGACUUCAAGCUGAGGAAGAACCCCGUGUCAACAGCCCCGGCGGUUACGGGCUGAGAUCGCCAGGAAACUUCAGUGGUUAAAAGUGUCUUUCCGAAAGGACUCGUCGAAAGGGGCGGAUCUAUUCGAGAAUGCAGUCAAGCAUUACAAUGGAAUUUGCAGUUCUAAGACUUUGCAUAAAGAGAGAAACUGAAAGUCCAAACAAAAAAAAUUGCCGGUGAGGAAGGUGGUGCGGACCCACUGUAAAUUUAAGGAAGGAAAGAGGAUGGAAGAGUGGAAUUUAUCUGAAUGUAGUUGAAAUUUGAAAGUAAUAAGAUAUGAGAUAAUGAUAUACGAGAGUUAAAUAAGGUUUAUCUUGUAUAUCUUGCCACAGUGUUAACAGUGAAGACACUUUCCGGCUUGAAAUUUGUAAAAAAAAUAUAUAUAUAUAUUAUCUUGUGGCAGACCCCUUGACACCCCAGAUGUUAUACAUUCCUGAGACACCAGGCGAAAAAUAUGAACUUUAAAAAUGCGUACUUACGCUGCAGUGGCUGCACGCAUUGGUUGCCUUCUCUGCUGAAUUUAGGUCUUUCAGGUGCUAUUGUUAUUACAUGUGUUUUGUGUUAUUUUGUAUAGUAAUAUGUUUUACUAAUAAUCGUUGUUUGACUUUGCUUCCAGUAACAGGAAGAUAUAAAUUAUUCCAGAGAUUCUUACAUGGAGCUUAUUUGUACGCUUAUAAAAGUGCCUUUACAAUAUUUAAAUACAUGGUGAUAUCGCUAAAUGUCUCUUAUCUUUGUGAAAGGAGCAAAUUGAAUAUAUAUGUUUCCUAUCUAAGCGAUUUACUGUAACCCUUAUUUAAUGCAACAAUCUUUUCCAAUAACUAUAAUGCAUUAAACCAGUUUUAAUACGAAUAUAACGUCGUUCUCAUAAUUAAGACAUGGUCCUUCACAAUCAUAGGCGGCGGAGCAAGUCUAUGACUGAGGGGGCGAAUGUGAAAAUGCAUAGUUUGAUGAUCUUUUAGACAAAAAGCGCCUUUCACACAACAACAUGCAUGACACAGUUCUCACAUAAUGAUAUACUUAGCACAUCAGUGUAUUCAGUUCUGCGUUAAAUAAAUAAUACCCAGAAGUAAUAUAUCCAUAUGGCUUCCACAAUGUAUGAGUGUUAACUGUGUUUUGUUGUGGUGGGGUGGGGAGGGGGCGAUUUGCUUAAAAAAUAGAUUACAUGUCCAUCCGCUAGUUAGGCGUUCAAGAGCCCAGGAAAGUCUUUCCUUUAUUACAUUAUACUCCACUAUACCUAUGAAAUAAUUUUAAUAAAUCAAGUUCAUGUCUACUGUAAGAGUGAUACCCAUUCUGGUAAAAUGACAUAAAAUAUAAUUAUAGUAUAUUUUUAUUAGUCUGUGUGAACGUGUAAGCACAAUUUUUUCAGCAAUUUCAGGGGCGGGGGGGACGAGUGUAUACUCUCGCCCCUCCAGUUUUCAUUCUGGGGGGCACUCGCCCGUCUCCCCCCCCCCCCCCCCCGCUUCCGCCGCCUAUGUUCACAAUAACGAGGGAGAGAGAGAUUUCUUAAUACGUUCCACCAACAAACGGCAAAACACAGUCCCUCUGAACCGUGAUGUUAGGUGGAAGGAGCCCUGGAAGAACAUUGUUUUCGUGGUUCGUUCGUUCGUUGUUUUCUAUGGUUCGUGUCAACAUGUAGAAGAUAUAGUAAGAUUAUCAAUUUCUAAGAAUUAUCACUGUUGUAUCACGAAUAAGAAUUGGAAAACAAGGCAUAACCUUGAUAAAUACAAUUUCGUAAUUAAAUCGACCUUACUUCCUUAUGGAUAAUGUUAAAUCACCGUUUGCUUUCUAUCAUACAAAGGCAUUACAUAUGUCUUUUAUUGUUAUUACGAUUUGAAAGGCUCACUUUUAUUGUUAUAUAUUGUUAUAUUCAACAGUUCUUAUGUUGAGGAAAAGUUACACCUAAUUAGCAUGUGAUAUUCCAAGAAACAAUGAAGUCAUUUUACUCGAAUAGCUUGCGGUUUAUGAACGAUACAAUAUACAAAGAACAAGUAAUAUGUUUUGGCAAUGCCAUAGGGAAUAUUUUAUAUUUAACCUUAGAAUUAAUAAACACCAGGAAAUUG
Molecule: messenger RNA, 6209 nt
Organism: Penaeus indicus
Lineage: Eukaryota; Metazoa; Arthropoda; Malacostraca; Decapoda; Penaeidae
Product: inverted formin-2-like
Exons: 15
Coding region: 395-4165 (1256 amino acids)
Biological process (GO): actin cytoskeleton organization
Molecular function (GO): small GTPase binding; actin binding
Source: RefSeq, a predicted model, not a curated record